This is a messenger RNA of Chrysemys picta bellii (western painted turtle), 1165 nucleotides long. Its product is annotated as olfactory receptor 51G2-like. The record is from RefSeq and is a predicted model, not a curated record. Gene Ontology annotation, cellular component: plasma membrane. Gene Ontology annotation, biological process: G protein-coupled receptor signaling pathway. NCBI's taxonomy places the organism in Eukaryota, Metazoa, Chordata, Testudines, Emydidae. Gene Ontology annotation, molecular function: olfactory receptor activity; G protein-coupled receptor activity.
ACCUGCCCAGUCCAUUAUGUCAGCUGUCAAUAACACCAAAUUCACAUCUGCAGUGUUCCUUCUCACUGGGAUACCUGGGCGGGAAGACAUACAUCUCUGGAUCUCUAUCCCCUUCUGCUUGACGUAUGUCAUUUCCAUAGUAGGAAAUUCACUCAUUCUGUUCAUUAUAAAAACAGAUCAAAGCCUCCAUGAGCCAAUGUACAUUUUCCUUUCAAUGUUGGCCGUCACAGACCUUGGCUUAUCGAUAUCUACCAUACCAACGACAUUGGGGAUAUUAUUAUUUAACUCUAGGGCAGUCAGCCUUGGUGCCUGUUUUGCCCAGCUGUUCUUCAUCCACUCGCUUUCAUACACUGAAUCCUCCGUGCUCCUGUUGAUGGCCUUUGACCGCUUCGUCGCGAUAUCUAACCCACUGAGAUAUGCUUCCAUCUUAACCCCACUGAGAAUAGCCAGGAUGGGACUUUUCUUUGUGCUAAGAUCGGUGGCCCUUAACUUUCCACUUCCCUUUCUCCUGAAACGGUUCCGAUACUGUCGAGCCAAUGUCCUCUCCCAUUCCUACUGCCUGCACCAGGAGGUCAUGAAGAUGGCUUGUUCAGACAUCACAGUCAACAGCAUCUAUGGCUUGUCUAUUAAACUCUUAACGGUAGGCUUAGACUCGUUGCUCAUCUUUCUCUCUUAUGUGAUGAUCCUCAAAACUGUGCUGAGUGUCGCAUCCCACGCAGAGUGCCUCAGGGCCCUGCACACCUGCGUCUCCCACCUAUGCGCUGUACUGCUCUUCUACACAUCAGAGAUUGGCUUGUCUGUGAUACACAGAUUUGGGAACAGCUCUUCUCACUUCCUUCAGAUUCUCCUGGGAUAUGUCUACCUGCUGGUCCCACCCCUGAUGAACCCAAUCGUGUACAGCGUGAAAAGCAAACACCUUCGUGCAAGGAUAAUCAGGAUGUUCAUCAAAUGAAGGGUCAAUUUAUCACCUGAUUCCAGUGCUGGUGACACGGGACAUGAAAAACAUGGGCCACCUAUUCCAUCCUGGACACUUACAUCCGAGAUGAAAUGAGCUAUUGCUCUCCACUCUGUAGAGAGAGGUUGAAAAGGGGUGAGGAAGGAUAGUGAACUGGGGACAGGGUCCAAGGCAAGCAGCAGCAUUUACACAGUGAUUUUAUUCAUGGAG